AUGUUCAUCCCGAAAAGUAUAUCCAAUGGCGCUCCUCCCGAGCCACGCUCGCGACUCACCAAUAAUCCGACACUCCUGUUCAGCUGGUGGUGCACCUGCUUUUCUCUCGUCAUCAUUUUACUGCGUCUCGGUGGUCGUUAUGUGCGCAUUGAACGUCUGUUCCGAGAGGACAAGGUCAUGGCAUUGAGUAUAAUACCUCUUUUGAUCCGGAUGGCGUGUAUACAUGUGGUCUUGAUCAGUGGGACCAACAACGUCAACACGGCCGGCAGGACCGUUACCGAUCACGAGAUUGAUAGCAGGAUGCUGGGCUCGAAGUUGGUACUGGUUGCCAGGAUAUUCUACGCCAUGUUUGUCUGGACCGCAAAGUUCACUGUUUCGGAGUUCCUUAAACGACUUACAGAACGAUUCUGGAAGAAGAACUAUGACGUCGUAUUGCGCUGUAUCAGAGCCUUUCUAGGAGUUACCUUCAUUUGUGUUGUCAUAGCUACCUUUGCCGAAUGCCAUCCUUUCGAUCACUAUUGGCAAAUCGUUCCGGAUCCAGGCCCAAGAUGUCGCCAAGGCUAUGCCCACCUUAUUGUUAUGGGUGUCACUGAUAUGAUGACCGAUAUCCUCAUCAUAGUCUUUCCAAUUCCCAUCAUUAUCAGAUCGGCAAUGGCGCCAAAACGCAAAUUUGACCUUGUUAUGCUUUUCAGCAUGUCAGUCAUUCUUAUUGGCAUAACUGCGGCCAGAAUACCCAUGGUCAUCGAUCAUCUUGGAAGGCAGCAAUAUCGCACCGUCUUUGCCUCAGGAGAAAUCUUAGCAGCAACUGCUGUUUCAAAUGCCGUCAUCAUUGGAUCAUUUCUCAGAGAUCGUGGAGUGAAAAAGAUCAAGAAAUACAAGUUCGGCUCUGUGACGGACAGUAUGGAACGGACCGCAUCGAUUGUACGGCCUGCACUAACUGCGCAUCACUGGGGCAGCGACGAAGACUUGAUACGGGGUAUGGGUAUUAGGCUAGAUCCAUCGCUUCAUGCGAAUCGCAGCAAUGGUCCUAGACCUGCACCGAUGGGCAUGCCAGCUGUACCCGAAGGCGAAGUUGGAUUCAUCAAAGAUGCUUGGACGUUCCGUCACCAUGAUGGCAUUCGCGAUAGCGAAGAAUCAGAUCUGCGAAUUAUGACUGCGGACCCAAAUCCGAGCCCAACAGAUAUAAGACGUGCCAAGAAGCGCAGUAUGUCAUUUUUCGAUGUUGGAGGGCUAUUGGAGGACUCUUCUCUCCCCUCGAGCACUGUAGUUCCUUCUCCGACUAGCACGACUAGCGCUCAGGAUUGGGCAACAAUGCCACGUAGAGGCUCAAGAGUUCUUCUACACGAUCUUGGAGGACUCAUAGCGCAUCAGAAUGGCAACGGUCAUGGUACCCCUCGACAAAAUCCUCGAAGCCAUCCAAGCGAUAGCCAGACUUACGAACUAGGCUUUCGAAUCCCAGACGCUAUAAACGAAACUGGCACAUUACCAUUUACAGGAACUAGUCCAGGUCCUGAGCCCUUAGACAGCACACCUACCCUGCGUGAUGUUGGAGGCCUCUUGGAGGCGGAAACGAAGAUUGCUCAGCACAGCCAUCCCGUGACUAGUGUCUCCUCCAUCACAGCAGUCAACCCUCGCUCGCCGACUUCAGACACCCACCUGUCAGUUCCCGCAUCGGCGCAAUUUCAACUAAAGAAUGGCCCGGAUAAUGGGAGCGCCCCAUUUUCAAGAGAUGGUUGA
Molecule: messenger RNA, 1737 nt
Organism: Pseudovirgaria hyperparasitica
Lineage: Eukaryota; Fungi; Ascomycota; Dothideomycetes; Acrospermales; Acrospermaceae
Exons: 2
Coding region: 1-1737 (578 amino acids)
Source: RefSeq, a predicted model, not a curated record